AUGACAUCUUCUAUUGGAAAUAUCCCGGUAUUGGAUAUCCGUCUGUUUUAUUCCAACCCACACCAUUUCGUCGAUCAAUUGUGCCAGGCAUGCCAUUGCGUUGGUUUCUUCCUCCUGCGUCACGACUUGCCCCCCGCCUUGGCCGAGCGACAAUUGGACGUCACCAGACAGUUUUUCGAAAAGCCCCUUUCGGAAAAGAUGAAGAUUUCCUACGAAACGAGGGCGUCCUUUCGUGGGUACAUGAAGCUGGGUAUGGAAAAUACGGCAGGACGGACCGACUUGCGGGAACAAGUCGAGUACGCCGUAGAGUAUGACACGAGCAGGUUUCUUAAAGAAGCUGCGUCGUGGCCGGCGUACAAUCGGCUUCGAGCCCAAAAUCCCUGGCCUGACGACGAAACCGAAACAUCCUUUCGACGGACCACAACCGACUUUGCAUCCCACGUCUGUCGAAUUGCUGAAAUUCUGCGGGAAGCGCUGUGUUUGGCACUAGGGAUGGAAGGGAAUGCUCUAGAUUGUUUUUUUGCUGAGCCUCACUGGGCACUUAAAUUGGUUUCGUACCCUCACGUUGCCGAUGAGUCGGGAAAGGAUUCGUUUGGAGUCGGAUCCCACACGGAUACAAACUUUCUCACAAUGGUCCUUCAAGAUGAUGUGGGUGGCUUACAAGUCUUCUCACAAGGGAAUUGGAUUGACGUUACGACGUAGUUUGGAGCAAACGUCUUGGUCUGCAACCUUGGAGAACAAGCCGAAAUAUUGAGCUCGGGAUACUUUCUGGCCACGCCGCACCGGGUACUCUCCAAUACACAGUCACAGAAAGCACGAACAUCAGUGCCUCUCUUCUAUAAUCCUAGUCUCGACGCGGCUAUCACUCCGAUGCAACAUGGUUUGUCAGAGCGACUAUGCUGGACUCGCGGCGAAAGACCUGAAUGGCGAGAUGAAACGCAGCAACUAAAUAAAAUGUUGACGAGUGUUGGAGAGAACACAUUCAAGAGUCUAGCUCGGUCUCACCCGGUAACCUUUGCUCGGCAUCAUGCAGAUCUUGAGCUACUUGACGAUGGGCGCAUCAUCCAACGAUAAAGUGCAGCACAAUGCAAUUAGCGCCCAUAGAGCUAGCCCAAGUUCAGAGACUAUCGAUUCUGGAUCCACGUCAUUGCAAUUAAUUUGCAAAUGUCAAUGUAAACAAGGCAUCCAGUAAAUUCAUCGACUAGACGACAUUUUCGUCAUGUCGACCUCGCAAAUGAGGCUU
Molecule: messenger RNA, 1243 nt
Organism: Phaeodactylum tricornutum CCAP 1055/1
Lineage: Eukaryota; Bacillariophyta; Bacillariophyceae; Surirellales; Neidiaceae
Exons: 1
Coding region: 1-702 (233 amino acids)
Molecular function (GO): dioxygenase activity
Source: RefSeq, a predicted model, not a curated record